Messenger RNA from Anguilla rostrata (American eel), 2535 nucleotides. It is a transcript of the gene blmh, whose product is annotated as bleomycin hydrolase. Lineage: Eukaryota; Metazoa; Chordata; Actinopteri; Anguilliformes; Anguillidae. Gene Ontology annotation, molecular function: cysteine-type aminopeptidase activity. The record is from RefSeq and is a predicted model, not a curated record. Bases 156 to 1517 code for a protein of 453 amino acids. The transcript is spliced from 12 exons. Gene Ontology annotation, biological process: L-homocysteine catabolic process; response to toxic substance; proteolysis. Gene Ontology annotation, cellular component: cytoplasm.
UAACAAUAUGCAUUUCAAUCCAUUUCCUGUUUCCGGGACUAGGAUCAGACCGAUUGACUGAGCCGGUUACUAAGAUAUAAACAUAAAAUACGGACGCUAUCUUUGUUCACACCAGGUGAUUUAUCAGUUAAACCAGACUAAUCCUCCACGGAACAAUGGACACAGGCCUGAGUCAGGAGAAGAUCUCCUCCUUCGCGAAGCGUUUCCGGGCAGAGCCGCGCUACCUGCUGGCCCAGAAUGUCUCCACCUGCAUCGACCCGCUGGAGGUCUGCCUGCACAGGCAGACGGUACAAGACACAGUGCACAUCUUCCAGCACUCCAUCCCAACGGAGGGAAAGCCCGUCACCAACCAGAAGAACUCUGGAAGAUGUUGGAUCUUCUCCUGUCUCAAUGUGAUGCGUCUUCCCUUUAUGAAAAAGUUUAACAUCGAAGAGUUUGAGUUCAGCCAGUCCUACCUCUUUUUCUGGGACAAGGUGGAAAGGUGCUACUACUUCUUGCAAGCGUGUGUUGAGACAGCUCUGCGGAACGAGGCUGUGGACGGGCGGCUGGUCCAGUUCCUGCUGUCCAACCCCACGAACGACGGGGGCCAGUGGGACAUGCUGGUCAACCUCAUCGAGAAAUAUGGAGUCAUCCCAAAGAAGUGCUUCCCUGAGUCGCACAGUUCUGAGGCCUCCAGGAGAAUGAAUGACAUACUCAAUCACAAGCUGAGGGAAUACUGUCUCCGACUGAGGAACAUGGUGGCCAGCGACUCCACUAAAGCAGAGCUGACCGAUGCCAUUGACACCAUGAUCGAGGAGGUGUUCCGCGUGGCCAGCGUGUGCCUAGGCAGUCCACCCGAGACCAUCUGCUGGGAGUACAGGGACAAGGACAAGAACUUCCACCGAAUGGGCCCCCUCACACCCCUGCAGUUCUACAAGGAGCACGUCAAGCCCCUCUACGACAUGCAGGAGAAGGUCUGCCUGGUGAAUGACCCCAGGCCCCAGAACCCCUAUGGGAAGAUGUACAGCGUGGAGUUCCUGGGGAACAUGGUGGGCGGCCGCCGAACACUCUACAACAACCAGGCCAUACAACUGCUGAAGCAGACCGCAGCCAACUCCAUCAAGGAGGGAGAGGCCGUGUGGUUCGGCUGUGACGUGGGGAAGCACUUUCACGGCAAGCUGGGCAUCAAUGACAUGAACGUGUUUAACCACGAGCUGGUGUUCGGGGUCUCGGUGAAGAAUCUGUCCAAGGCCGAGAGGCUGAUGUACGGGGACUCCCUCAUGACCCACGCCAUGAUCCUCACAGCCGUCACAGACAAGGAUGGGAAAGAAGGAGAAUAUGAGAAGUGGAGAGUGGAGAACUCCUGGGGAGACGACCGUGGGAACAAAGGUUAUCUGAUCAUGACAGAUGAUUGGUUCUCAGAAUAUGUAUACGAGGUCGUGGUGGACAAGAGGUUUGUCCCAGAUGAAGUCCUGGAAGUGAUGAAACAGGAACCCGUUGUACUUCCUGCCUGGGAUCCAAUGGGGGCCCUCGCAUAACCUUGGAAACAGGAUGCUGCCUUGCCUUGGUCUCAGCCCUGGUCUGUGUGACUCCGCCCCAUCUCUCUCUGGGUUUACCCUCCUGGACAAUGGACUGUUCUACACAAAAUCUCUUUUUUUAAAACUGGAAUUAGUCUACAACUUUCCUUUUGCGUUGUCGGUCUCUCCAUCUGUUGUUCCAUGCAUUUCUCUUUCUUCCAGUUCUGUUAUUCAUUCAGCAAGAAUUUUUAUUGUGCACUGCUUGUGAACAUGCCACCCCCCCACCCACUCCCCAAAAAAAUGGAUGGUCAUGGGUUCAAUAAUCUGUGCGUCAGUGAGCUUGGCAUUUUCAGUCACAAGAUUUAUAUUGUGAUUACGAUUGAACACACAACCUUUUCUCCAUCCAGUACGCAACACGUCCCCUUGCUUCGCCAGGGAUCAGCGAGAGACAGGCUGAGCCUAGUGCCAAGUGUGGCGUGGGUGAGUUUGUCAUACACGUAGAAUGAGAGUGACCAGACAGGUUCUCCUCGCUGUUACUACGCAGCCCAUUCGUUUGCCAGACCCACUUACCCAGAACGUAUUGCAAAUCCAUCAUGGUGAGAUGUGUUAUACGCACAGAAGAGCCGAGAGUAGCUGAGUCUUAACUGAAUAACAGCAGUGAAGGUAUAUGAUUUCUCAUAUGAAUUCUCAAACACAUUUCUUAAUGAUGAAAAUGCACAAAUAGCACUGAAAAACUUAGUUGCUGUCCUCCAGUGACGGCAGUUUUAAGGACUGUCUUGCAGUUUAUAAACCAAACCAAACCAAACUUUGUCCCUAUCUAUUAUUUCUAUAUCUAUGGCGCAGACGCUCCUUUCCCUUUCCAGUACACCUCCCAGCUCUGUGAGCUGUCCUUCAUUGCCAUUCUUCUCAAUAAAGCCAAGUGGUCUAGCUCAGCAGUGGAGAAGAGGUGUGUGCGCAUGUGCGCAUAUGUGCGUGUUCUCAUGUUGAGUCAAGUCAGACGGGUAGGAGGAAAAUGCAUAUUAAAGUGGAAUAUACAGAC